Didymosphaeria variabile is the source of this 1878-nucleotide messenger RNA. RefSeq names its product serine/threonine protein kinase, CMGC (gene SKY1). NCBI's taxonomy places the organism in Eukaryota, Fungi, Ascomycota, Dothideomycetes, Pleosporales, Didymosphaeriaceae. Gene Ontology annotation, biological process: regulation of mRNA processing; spliceosomal complex assembly; protein phosphorylation. The coding region runs from base 1 to 1878 and encodes 625 amino acids. Gene Ontology annotation, molecular function: protein kinase activity; ATP binding. The transcript is spliced from 4 exons. The record is from RefSeq and is a predicted model, not a curated record.
AUGAACGGUGCCGACAUCAAGAAGGCUGCCAUCAACAAGGCGAAGCAGGUCGCGCAGGCCGCGAACGGGAAUGGAGGCAAGAAGCGCCGAAAAGCCGACCUCAAGCCCAUCAUCACCACGUCUGAAGCCCAUCAACAGGACGAGGCCUCAGGCUCCUUUCACUACAAUGUCCAGCAGCCCACCACCGCUUCCCCACUGUCCCACCACAAAAUGUACGCGAGCCAAUUGAGCCACUCGCCUUCGAGCUCCUCGUCGUCGGUCGACGAGGCCGAGAACACGGCCGACGAGGAGGAUAGCGAGGACUACUGCAAGGGCGGCUACCACCCGGUCCAGGUCGGCGAAGAGUACAAGGACGGCAAGUACACAAUCGUGCGCAAGCUGGGGUGGGGUCACUUCUCCACCGUGUGGCUCUCUCGCGACAACACCACGGGCAAGCACGUUGCCCUCAAGGUUGUCCGCUCCGCCGCGCAUUAUACCGAGACUGCUCUCGACGAAAUCAAGCUUUUGAAGAAGGUUGUCGACGCGAACAAGGACCACCCCGGCCGCGCCCAUGUAGUCAGCCUCCUCGACUCGUUCAACCACAAAGGCCCCAAUGGCGUGCACGUGUGCAUGGUGUUUGAGGUACUGGGAGAGAAUCUGCUUGGUCUCAUAAAGCGCUGGAAUCACCGCGGCAUACCCAUGCCACUCGUCAAACAAAUCACGAAACAAGUAUUGCUGGGCCUCGACUACCUACACCGCGAGUGUGGCAUCAUCCACACUGACCUGAAACCCGAGAACGUACUCAUUGAGAUUGGCGACGUCGAGCAGAUCGUAAAGACAUAUGUCAAGGAUGACCCUAAGAAGGACAUCGAACGGAGUAAUCCGAAUGGCCGGCGGAGACGUAGAACGCUCAUUACAGGCAGCCAGCCACUCCCCAGUCCUCUCAAUGCUAGCUUCAGUCAUUCCGAUCUGGCCAACUUUCCCGGCAGCGCACAGAGUCUUAAUAAGAUUGUGAGCGAGAACACCGGUAGUGAGUCACCUGCAACUGGGCUGGCCCCGCCUUCGCAAGACGGCAAUGUAACGAGUGGUGCUUUAGGCACGUCAUCACCCUCGUCCACUCUGUCCAUGUCAGAAAGGCUCGGUCUCAAGCCACCAGCAAGCGAAGAAGAUGUACAGAAACAGCGGGAGAAGACUGCUGAUCUCCUGACGAAGGAAGUGUCGGGUAUCAGCCUGGACAAAUCGAGCGGCAGUUCCUCUAAGAACGAAACAUCGGCCGAGAAAAUAGCCGAAGACGUCUCUUUCGAGACCAUCUCCGUCAAGAUUGCAGAUCUUGGUAACGCGUGCUGGGUCGGGCACCACUUCACCAACGACAUCCAGACCCGGCAAUACAGGUCUCCGGAGGUUAUCUUAGGUGGAAAGUGGGGUGCUAGCACUGAUGUGUGGAGUAUGGCUGCUAUGGUCUUCGAGCUCAUAACCGGUGACUACCUGUUCGAUCCGCAAUCUGGCACGAAAUAUGGCAAAGAUGACGAUCACAUCGCACAGAUCAUUGAGCUCCUCGGCGCUUUCCCCAAGUCCCUCUGCAUGUCGGGAAAGUGGUCGCAAGAAAUUUUCAAUAGAAAGGGGGAGCUGCGCAACAUCCACCGAUUACGCCACUGGGCUUUGCCCGACGUGCUUCACGAGAAAUACCAUUUCUCGAGUGAGGAGAGCAAGAGAAUUGCAGACUUUUUGCUGCCAAUGUUGGAGCUGUUGCCUGUGGAUCGGGCGAACGCGGGAGGGAUGGCAGGACACGCGUUCCUGAAGGAUACGAAGGGGAUGGAGAACGUCAGCUUGGACAUCACGGUGGGCAGCAAAGGGGAAGGCAUUGAGGGAUGGGCGACGGAGGUGAAGAAGGCGAGAUAG